Molecule: messenger RNA, 1390 nt
Organism: Dromiciops gliroides (monito del monte)
Lineage: Eukaryota; Metazoa; Chordata; Mammalia; Microbiotheria; Microbiotheriidae
Gene: TMEM69
Product: transmembrane protein 69
Exons: 2
Coding region: 352-1104 (250 amino acids)
Source: RefSeq, a predicted model, not a curated record
ACAGACUAGCGUGAAACCGGGGAAGGCGUUUCGUUCACCCUGGACAGGGGAUUGGGGUGGGUCCAGGUCUUCCAGACUAUGUUAUAAUGUAAACUCCUUGAGGGCAGGGUUGUAAUUCUGAGUUCCGGGAUGCUGAGCCGGCUCACAAUCCCGGUUUGAAUUUUUCCGGAUUACCCAGACUCCGCCCUUCCCAUUCAAGUUCCGUCUACGGGGAACAGCAAUUAGGAGCCCAACGUUCCCGGAAGCGACCCUAGGAACCAUGAGGCGCGGACCAAGUUCCACCCCGGACGAUUUUCUCCUGAGCGCCGGAACCGGAAGCGUCUCUCCUGCUUAUUCGCACCCGCACCCGCCAUGCUCCGCCUCCUCCGUGGCUGUUCUCUAUCUUCUUCCCAGAUCCUUAAGACUUCUUCAUUGGUGGCAAGGGUUUCCGGGAGGCAGAAGGCUGGCACUCCUUGUGUCCAAAGGGCUCCUUUGCAGAACAGCCCCAGUUUCUUUCUGAGACCUUGGCGCCUCAUGUCCCGUGUAGGGUCUGAGGAUGGGGGUAAAGACUAUCACACGUCUUCCUGCUGCUUCAAGAAGAAGGUCCCUGCGGUCCCCACGAAGCCACCACCCACUCUCACCUACCUGCCGGAUAGCCCAAAGCCAGCCCUCUACAUAACCUUGACUGGAUUGGUCCCCUUUGUGGCCCCACCCCUGUUCAUGUUGAUGACCAAAACCUACCUACCCAUCUUGGCAUUUACUCAGAUGGCCUAUGGAGCUAGCUUCCUGUCUUUCCUGGGAGGGGUCAGGUGGGGUUUUACUCUGUCAGAAGACAGUCCAGCCAAGCCGGAUAUCAUGAAUUUGGCCUGCAGUGGGGCCCCACUGGUGUUUUCUUGGUAUGCUUUCCUUAUUUCUGAGGGACUCACUGAAGCCAUUGUCAUGGUGAUCAUGGGCUUUGGAGUGGCAUUACACAAUGAGGUCUUCCUCCUGCCCCAUUAUCCUAACUGGUUCAAAGCCUUGAGAAUAGUAGUGACAUUGGUGGCAUUUUUUUCAUUUGUAGCCACUUUGAUAAUUAAAGAUUUUUAUCCAGAAACUGGCCCUAAACGACCAAUUCAGGCUGAGUGAACGUACUCUCCUUUCAUAUUGGGAGCAGGCAGGCUAUUAAUAACCUCCUUCACAUGCUCACAGAGGCCACUUCUUGUUUUCUCUUUGUAAUUCCAGCAUCUAGUGAUUGUCCCCCUCUUGAAAUCAUGUUGCCUGAAGACUGUCCCAAUGUGGCUGUAGGCUAGUGCUCACAGGUUUAUUUCUGCUAUUUAUGCAUGAAUUGUAAUGAGUUUUUAAAAAACCAAAUAAAGACCACAGAGCAUCCUUUGGCUGGGGCAUUGUAGCUCCUCGAAGAUCGAUUUCUGUA